CAGGUAUUAAACUGCCUCCCCGACAGAUCCCGCAGCCCGCUGACACCCGCAAUAAAGACCUCCGCAGAGGAGCAGAAGCGCCAAACAGUCCGCAGGAAUUCCUCUUUUUUCUUUUCUUUCGCACACAAGCUGACAACAGGUGCACCGAGAGCAGGCUGAGGCCUAGAAGAGCGGCUCGUUUUGGGAUUUAAAAGGUCUCCACUCAGCAGAGGAGCAGACAGAAGGCGGUGGCAGGGGGAGGAGGAGCAGGAGCUGGGUGACAGAGAGGUGUUGGAGAGAGCCAUGCUGUCUCUGAGCUGUGCCGACCCCUGGCCCGAAGGCUCGGUGGGGCUGGAGGAGGAGGUGGUGACCGCCGCCGCGCAGGCUGAGGAGCGGGACAGCGUCAGUAACAACAGCAGCAGCUGCAGCUCCAUCAACCUGGACGACAGCCUGACCAGCCUGCAGUGGCUGCAGGAGUUCUCCAUCCUCGGUGCCAACGUGCCGCAGCAGGCCCACCACCAGCCGCACCUGUUCGGCCACCAGCCGCUGGGCUCCGACGCCCCGGCCUCCCCUCUGGCCGGGGACCCCGCCUCCAUCGGCAUGCCUCUGACCCCGGGGAAGCCCACAGCGGCGGCCUACAGCAGGAUGCAGUCCCUGCCCGGCAUCGUGGCUCACGGUCACUGCCCCGAUGAGGUGGACUACAAGACCAACGCGCACAUCAAGCCCCCGUACUCGUACGCGACCCUCAUCUGCAUGGCGAUGCAGGCGAGCAAGAAGAGCAAGAUCACUCUGUCCUGCAUCUACAAGUGGAUCACCGACAACUUCUGCUACUACAGACACGCUGAUCCCACCUGGCAGAACUCCAUCCGACACAACCUGUCGCUCAACAAGUGCUUCAUCAAGGUGCCGCGGCAGAAGGACGAGCCAGGGAAGGGCGGUUUCUGGAAGAUCGACCCGCAGUACGCUGAGCGUCUCCUGAGCGGUGCGUACAAGAAGAGGCGGAUGCCGCCGGUCCAGAUCAACCCGGCCCUGCAGAACAGGCUCAGGAUCAACCUCCAGCCGCAGUCCAGAGGCCCCGCGGGAGGUCAGAGCGGGUUGUGCAUCAACCCGGAGUCCCAACGCCUCCUCCGGGAGUUCGAAGAAGCGACCGGCGCCGACCAGAACUGGGACCCUCAUCUGGCUGAAGGUACCAUGCUGGGGUCUUGGCCUGUGGUCAGCGGAAGAGGGGGGCAAAAGAGGAAACUGGGCUCCAGAAUUGGUGGCGCCAAAUAUCCACGCCGCUCCAGCUCCCCACUGCUCACCGUGGACGAACAGAAGGAGAUUGGACCUCUGAAGGGGGACUUUGACUGGGAUGCCCUGCUGGACUCCGCCCUCAGCGGGGAGCUCAGCCUGGAAGGAGAAGAACCUCUGAGCCCCAUCAUGAAGGAGGAGGACCUGACAGUGCGGGGGACCCACAUCUCCCCCGUGGAAGCCCCCGCGGGGACGGAAGACAUCCACGUGUUGGCGGAGACCCAAAGGAAUAAUGACGUGUCGGACUUUGACGAGGAGACCUUCCUCGCCACGGCCUUCCUGGAGAGCCCCUGGCCGGAGGAGGAGGAGCAGGGCCGCAAUGAUUUCCUCUGUAGCUCCACCGUCAACCUCGACCAGCUGUUUGACCUCGGAGACUCGCUAGGCGGAGACCCGAGCACCCGGAUUGACUCCCUGCUUUGAGGAAUAGCUGGUCGUCGUUCACGCUGUAAACUCUUGGCUACCGAGGAAUAACAGACUCUUUGUUUUUGUUUUUUUACAACAUUUAUUGUCCUUUUCAAGAUGUUUAAAGUAUUUUUAGAAUUACAUUUUGAUGCCGAUUCAUACAGGAAGUACAUUCCCAAACGCCUACAGAGCAAAGAUGCCACAAUGUACAGCAGCAGCUCACAUCGUCACGGUGGAGAAAACGUCCCUUUAUGGCGAAACCAGGAAAUGACUUGAGAUCACAAAAAAUAUGUUGACGUUUUAAAUGCAGGUGUGAACAGACCCUUUCGGAUGACACAUCAUGGUCUCUGUUUACAUCGUAAAAAGUGUGUUUUCAUGUACACGAGGCAUCAGAAAGAAACGGCUGACACUAUACAGGACGGCGGUCAGUGUAACGGAUCCUCGAUUUGAAUAUGAGAAAACCAAAACUGGAAAACGAGCUGUUUCCUGACAAUGAGUGAGAACCUUUUGUUUUCCAUUUUUUUCAUUUUUCUUUUCUCAAAAAAGGAAAAACAAUUUCCUUUUUAAUUUCAAAAUAAUGGAAAUGGGACGUUUGUUUUUUCCAUUUUCAAAACAAAAAAUGGACAACACGUAAUAUUUAGUGUUUUUUCCCCCCAUAUUUCCAAAUUUUUAAAACAAAAAAACUGAAAAUGGGUCUUUGUUCACUUUUUUUUAUUUUAAAAACAAAAAACUGAAAACUAGUUGCUUUUUUGUUUUUCGGUCUUUUUUCCCCAGUUUUUUUUUUAGUUCAACGGAAAUGGGUCUUUUAUUUUCAGUUUUUUAUUAAAAAAAAUUAAAAAAUUAAAAACAAAAAUGAAAAACUAAGAAUUUUUUCUUUCAAAACAUAAAAAAAAAGAAAACUUUUUGUCGUUUUCCGUUUAUUUCUUCCUUUAUCCAUUAACGGUAGUCUGGAAACAGCUCCUAUCCUGAUUUUCGUUUUCACUUUUAUCAACAGGAUCCGUUGUCUGACCGACUCAGAUGCGUUUUGUCUGACAGGAAUCUGUAAAUACUGACAGCAGCACUAUGAUGAUGAAUUAUCAGAUUAUUUGCCAAAUGACGUUUGGUGUUAGGAGUGAUUUUACUUUACUAGUUGUUUUUUGUUUUUGGGUUUUUUUGGUACUAACUAUUCUCUGUAUGCAUUUUUCAAAAAAUACUUAGGAGCAGUUUAACUAGAUUAAUGAUAAUAAUUACUCAGCAUAACUUUGUUUUUACAAGAGGAAGGGAACCUGACUGCAGCGGUCGAGGACACACCUGAGCUUCACGAAACAGCUCGAGGCGAACUUGAAACGGUCGGUUUUUAAAGUCUCGUAAAUGAAUACCCGACCUUCUAUGUGCCAAGAACAACACUUGGGACUCGACAGGGUGGCAGUGUUUUUUAUUACAAAGACUAGAUGUCUUUUUAUUCGUAGCGGCGAUGCAGACGGAGAGGACGUGAACAUCUGGACGCAGCCUGGACUAACUAAAACCAAAUCACUUCCUUAUAAACUCCUGUUUUAAAAUGUGUGAAAGUGCAAUCAAUGUACAGUGAUGCUUGUUAGAUUUCAGCUGUAGGAGUUCAUGCAGUUUACUUUAGUUUUCACAGGUUUGUGUGUUACGAGGUGCGAAUACACUCAAAGCAACCAUGAAACGUUUGUGUAUUAGCUUCUUCUUGAUCCAUAACAAAACAUAAUAAAGGCAUCUUACCUCAUGAUUGGUUCUGUAAAGUCAGAGACGCUGUAUUCAUUCUUUUACUUUACUGUUCUUAUUUUAUUUUCUGCUUUGACAAAUAAAGACAAAUAAGUUGUACUGCA
This is a messenger RNA of Dicentrarchus labrax (European seabass), 3500 nucleotides long. RefSeq names its product forkhead box J1a (gene foxj1a). Gene Ontology annotation, biological process: regulation of DNA-templated transcription. The record is from RefSeq and is a predicted model, not a curated record. Gene Ontology annotation, molecular function: sequence-specific DNA binding; DNA-binding transcription factor activity. Bases 283 to 1689 code for a protein of 468 amino acids. NCBI's taxonomy places the organism in Eukaryota, Metazoa, Chordata, Actinopteri, Moronidae. The transcript has 3 exons.